Molecule: messenger RNA, 2919 nt
Organism: Darwinula stevensoni
Lineage: Eukaryota; Metazoa; Arthropoda; Ostracoda; Podocopida; Darwinulidae
Source: the annotation of a GenBank genome assembly
AGAGCUCAAGUGGCUAAUGAUAAUGUAGAUUUUCCGAACUUCACCGCUCAGGAGAAUCAAGGCAAGAACCUAUUUCUAUCUCCACCUGUCUUUGAUGCUACUAGCACUAGAACUAGUGGCGGCGCUGGCUGCAACGGCUGUCAUGGUGCUCCAGAGUUUGACAUUGCACCUAAUUCUGGCAAUAAUGGAAUUAUAGGGAGUCUAGCUGGUGGUCAAGACCAAACGAAUACUCGCGCGCCUUCCUUGAGAGAUUUGGCGAAUAUAUCAGGUACGCCGAAUGGACCCAUGAUGCAUACAGGAGUUAUCACAACUCUACAAGCGGCUAUAGGUCAUUACGGUAAUAUCAAUGCCAAUCCGAAUAAUGCGAGAUUGGAUCCUAAGUUGAAGCCGAAUGGGAUUGGUGUAAUAAAAGAAACCAAGGAAUAUGAAAAGCGUGUAGCCUUGACUCCGGAUGUAUGUAAAACAUUGAUAGGAAAAGGGUUUGAAUGCCUAGUAGAGGAUGGCGCGGGGACAGCGUCUUUCCUCACCAAUCAAAGUUAUUCUGAUGCAGGAGCUACCAUUACCGUUAAGAAGACGAUAAGCACUUCAUGUGAUAUCAUUUUGAAAGUAAAUCCAUUUACGAAAGAAGAAAUCGAUGGACUAGAUAAAAAAGCGACUUGUAUAUCUCUUAUGUAUGCACAGACGCAGCCUGAAAUUAUAGCUGCUUUAGCCGCCAAAGGUUGCAGUGCAUUUUCUGUAGAUGCUAUCCCUCAAAAUGGAUGUGCUGAGUUCAAAAAGCAACAAGAAGUAUUAAAUAAACAUUUUUCUGAAGCUGACUUGGUCAUCACUACCGCUUUGAUUCCGGGAAGAAAAGCACCAGUAUUAAUAUCGGAAGAGCAAGUUUCUAAAAUGAAAAAUGGUGCUGUGAUCGUGGAUAUGGCAGUGGAGCAAGGAGGAAACUGCGCAUGCAGUGAGUAUGGAAAAAUUGUAGUGAAGAAUGGAGUUACUAUAGUAGGAGAACCCAAUAUUCCUUCAAUGUUGCCACUAAAUGCCUCCGAUCUAUUUGCUAAAAAUGUACUCGAUUUUAUAACUCACCUAGCUACGAAAGAUGGAUUUAAAUGGGAGCUAGAUGAGGAAAUCACCAAAGGAUCACUGAUGGUGCAUAAUGAGCAUAUAGAAAUGGUUUAUAUCGUCAUAUUGUCGAUAUUUGUAGGAGUAGAAUUAAUUGAAAAAGUACCCGCAGUAUUGCAUACACCGCUGAUGUCAGGGGCAAAUGCUAUCCAUGGGGUGGUAAUUGUCGGAGCGAUUAUCGUCAUGCUUCAUAUCGAUGUGAAUAACACAUUCGGUAUGGUACUCGGAUUUCUCGCAGUGAUUUUAGGUACGCUAAAUGUAGUCGGAGGUUUUGUUGUCACAGAUAGAAUGCUAGAAAUGUUUGGCUCCGUCACAUUCGUCGUAGGUCUAAAAAUGCUUAGUCACCCAGAUUCGGCUCGAAAAGGUAAUCUUGUAGCUGCCUUCGGCAUGCUAAUUGCUAUUCUGGCUACCAUAUUUCUUUAUGGACAUCAUGGAGAUGAUUAUUCCACUAAAUUGAUUUGGAUAUUCGGUGGUAUAGCUAUCGGUACAAUAGCUGGAUGGAUUACUGCUAUGCGAGUUGAAAUGACGAAAAUGCCAGAGCUAGUAUGUUUGUUUAAUGGAAUGGGUGGUGCUUGUGCUGCCUUGAUUGGCUUGAUGGAGUAUGGUGCCAAUGUCGGAAAUACCAUGAGUUUGGCGACCAUAGUAGCUGGUAUGAUUAUCGGGUCCAUAUCUUUUUCAGGUUCAAUUGUAGCUUUUCUUAAAUUGAAUGGGACAAUGAAUAAGCCGAUUCGAUUACCAUAUUAUAAUAUUAUCAAUUCGAUUGUAAUGGUAGGUGUCGCUGCUAUGGCUGUAUGGGUGGUGAUGACAGGUCAGCCAGAAUCUAUGGCUUAUGCUCUCUUCGGUGUAGCUGUGAUCUAUGGAUUGCUUUUUGUCUUCCCUAUUGGUGGAGCAGAUAUGCCAGUAGUUAUCUCAUUGCUUAAUUCAUUUACAGGUCUAGCCGCAGCAUUUGGUGGAUUUUUAUAUGACAAUCAAGUGAUGCUGACGGGAGGUAUACUCGUAGGCUCGGCUGGUACUAUUUUGACCUUAGCUAUGUGUAAGGCUAUGAAUAGACCUCUUUCUAAUGUUAUUUUUGGAGCUUUUGGAGGUGGAGCAGGUGGCGCAUCCCAAGAAAUCGAUGGUAGUAUCAAAGAUAUCUCCAUUUAUGAUACCGCUGUAUUAUGCAACUAUGCCAAUAAAGUAGUCAUUGUGCCAGGAUAUGGACUAGCAGUAGCUCAGGCUCAGCAUAUCAUUCAUGAGUUAGAAAAAACACUCGAAGCCAAUGGCGUAGAAGUGAAAUACGCUAUACAUCCAGUAGCGGGUCGUAUGCCAGGUCACAUGAAUGUACUCCUAGCAGAAUCUAAUGUAGCCUACGAAAAAUUGGUGGAAAUGGAUGAUAUCAAUCCAGAAUUUCCGAAUACAGAUGUUGUUAUAGUCGUAGGUGCAAAUGACGUAGUUAAUCCAGCGGCAAAGACUGACCCUAGUUCUCCUAUUUAUGGGAUGCCUAUACUCGAUGUAGAAUCUGCAAAACAUAUCAUAGUCAAUAAACGCUCGAUGAAUGCAGGUUAUGCCGGUAUCGACAACCAUCUUUUCUACAAUCCUAAAACAUCGAUGCUAUUUGGUGAUGCUAAGGAUGUCCUGACUAAGUUGGUGGCGGAGUUGAAGGCGAUCUUCAUCCGCAUCGGAAGCAAGGCUCACUUUUGCACGCAAUUUGCCAUUGAUGGAUACAGGAUAUUCUAUCGUAUCAUCUACGAGAUAUUUUUCAUCUACAAGAGGAAAUUCUUCUACGAUGAUAGAGUCCGCAUUGCCCAACUGAGACCAGAUAGUUUCGGC